AAGACUGUAAGAUGGAUGAGUGAGAGAAGAAAAAAAACACAAAAACAAAGUCAUGUUUUCUUUUCUACUCAUAAAUCUUCACUGGUGCUCAUUAUUAAACAAAAUCUUAUAAUGAAAAUGCAUGUUACCGAGCACUAAAGGGAUACCAAACAUCUCAGUCAAUUCUCAAGACUGAACUAGCAAGCAUGCCACAGCAUUCUUCCACAACAAUGUUUCGCAGCAACUGCAUUGUCUUGAUCUCUCUUUUGAGCUCAUUUUUCCCACUUGGUAAAGCAAUGCUCAACCUCACCUUGCCUACUCCCCACCCCAAUCCCGAAGAAGUUGUUCAAGAACUUCACAGAAGAGUAAAUGCUUCAAUGUCAAGAAGGCAGACGCUACAAAUUUCUGAAAAGGACCAAUCUUCGUGCAUUACUGGCAACCCCAUAGACGACUGCUGGAAAUGUGACCCAGACUGGGCCAAUAACCGCCAGCGGCUAGCUGAUUGCGCCAUUGGGUUCGGCCAGUAUGCAAUGGGGGGCAAAAAUGGUGAAUACUAUAUUGUCACUGAUUCUUCGGAUGAUGAUGCUGUGACUCCAAAGCCAGGCACACUAAGAUAUGCUGUAAUACAGACUCAACCUCUGUGGAUAGUGUUCCCAAGCAACAUGCACAUAAAACUAUCUCAGGAACUCAUCUUUAAUAGCUACAAGACCCUUGACGGUCGCGGCGCCAAUGUCCACAUUACCGGCGGUGGCUGCAUUACACUGCAGUACAUCAGCAAUGUCAUCAUUCACAACAUUCAUGUUCACCACUGUGUGCAGUCAGGGGAGGCUAAUGUACGCUCGAGUCCAACGCAUUUCGGGUGGAGAACAAAGUCGGACGGUGAUGGGAUCUCCAUAUUCGGGUCCAAAGACUUAUGGAUUGAUCACUGUUCACUGUCUCACUGCAAGGACGGGCUGAUUGAUGCCGUGAUGGGUUCCACAGGCAUCACAAUAUCAAACAAUUAUUUUUCUCAUCACAAUGAAGUAAUGCUGCUUGGUCACAGUGAUGGCUACUUGCCGGACUCAGGAAUGCAAGUGACAAUAGCGUUUAAUCACUUUGGGGAGAAGCUUGUGCAGAGAAUGCCAAGAUGCAGAAGGGGAUACAUUCAUGUGGUGAACAAUGAUUAUACAGAGUGGGAAAUGUAUGCCAUUGGUGGUAGUGGAAAUCCCACCAUUAAUAGCCAAGGAAAUCGCUAUAAUGCACCUUCGAAUCCCAAUGCUAAGGAGGUGACAAAGAGAGUUGAUACAGCUGAGGGAGAAUGGAAGGGAUGGAAUUGGAGAUCAGAAGGAGACAUACUGGUGAAUGGUGCAUUUUUUGUGGCAUCAGGUGCCGGAGUUGAGGUGAAAUAUGAAAAAGCUUAUAGUGUGGAGCCUAAAUCAGCUGAUCUUAUCGUGCAGCUCACUUGGCAUGCUGGUGUUCUUGGUGUUGGUGGCAGGGACAACAACCUGGGAAUGUGGAGCAGAGGACCUGGUGAUGAAACCGAAUUCGGGUCAGGAAGCAGAAAGCAAAUGAUGCCUUUCUCAACUUCUGCUUUAAUUGCAUUGUCUUGCUUCUUAUUCUUGUAUUCUUCAACCUGGGAAAAGUUUAAUGUGAUCUGUUAGUUCUUGUAGACACAACUUUGGACAAUUUAAGCAAGAACUUCCUCAAGGUUUGAUCUGUUUCGCAAA
Molecule: messenger RNA, 1685 nt
Organism: Mangifera indica (mango)
Lineage: Eukaryota; Viridiplantae; Streptophyta; Magnoliopsida; Sapindales; Anacardiaceae
Product: probable pectate lyase 12
Exons: 5
Coding region: 186-1619 (477 amino acids)
Molecular function (GO): pectate lyase activity
Source: RefSeq, a predicted model, not a curated record